Messenger RNA from Schistosoma intercalatum, 615 nucleotides. Lineage: Eukaryota; Metazoa; Platyhelminthes; Trematoda; Strigeidida; Schistosomatidae. The record is from the annotation of a GenBank genome assembly.
AUGAACGAACUAUGCCCUUUUCAUCCUAAACAUGAUAUUUAUGCUAUUCAUGAACAAAUGAAAAAUAAAAUUUCUGAUUAUGAUUGGGAAUGUCAAAUGUGUGGUAAACGAUUCUACACAGAAAAUACAUUUGAUUUACAUAUUGGCAAUAGACAUGAAACAAAUGCUUAUAGUACCAGUCGUACAAUUUGUUUAUCGUCCUAUUGUUCGUUACUUCGUUGUUCUGUACUAAAACCAGAUAUUGAUUAUGGUUAUCAAGUGUUUUGGGAUGAAGCAUUAUGUGAUCCAAAGUCGUUUGAAGCUAUUUCAAAGCAAUGUGAGGACAUCUUGAAUAAAUGUACACCAUCUGGAAAUGACAGUAGCAGUACACAAAUACGUCAACUACUUCAAACUACAUUAUGUGAUCAGUUAUCUUGUGAUCGAUAUUGGAUUUUACCAGAUUCACAUAUUCAAACUUCUGUAUGGGAAAAAUUACUCACUGCAUUUAUCGUAACAUCUGGUUUAUUGACUUAUUAUUCUGUAAUAUUUAUGAGAUUAAGUUCAUCGUUCUGUCGUUUACGUAUUUCCAGUCUUUCUAUUCCACGAAGCAGUAAAAAAGCAUUUCGAUCCUAUUAA